This is a messenger RNA of Caenorhabditis briggsae, 126 nucleotides long. The record is from RefSeq and is a predicted model, not a curated record. The transcript has a single exon. The coding region runs from base 1 to 126 and encodes 41 amino acids. NCBI's taxonomy places the organism in Eukaryota, Metazoa, Nematoda, Chromadorea, Rhabditida, Rhabditidae.
AUGAAAACUACCGUAACCUACUUUACUGACUGUCAUCGAGUUUGCUGUUUUUUUCACCAAACAAGUCUGAAAAUAAAAAUUGUUGACAGUGAAAACUUGACUGAAAAGGUACGCGUAUCGCAAUAA